Molecule: messenger RNA, 19041 nt
Organism: Pocillopora meandrina
Lineage: Eukaryota; Metazoa; Cnidaria; Anthozoa; Scleractinia; Pocilloporidae
Source: the annotation of a GenBank genome assembly
AAGCUGCGGGCAAUCAAAAGACUGAAAACAGUCAAAAUGUCCACCAACGGACUGACGGUCUCGAAGGUACUCGAGCAGAUCCAACUUGUGCAGGGUAUGAUUGACAUAAACGCCUCCAGCUUAAACAGUCUUCGAACACAGUUUUCCACCAACAGCGACUUGAUCCAGCAGGAAAUUCGCACGUUAGAGGUAAACUUAUUAACUUUUACGAUUAUGUUCAGGGUGUUUGGAGAUCUUUUGGAGGAGGUUCAUUUUACGGCAGUCGAUCGCCAGAGUGAGGAUAACAAAAUUGGCGUGCGUCGAACGUUUUAAGCUCAAGAUCUAUAUUAUAUUGAUGCCAGACAUUCCGCCUACGUAAAACCGAAAACUAGUUUCUCAAGAAUUAAUUUAUACUUUAAAUUUCAAGUGUAUUCUAUUAUGUAAGACUGUAAAAGUGUUUAUCGUUCUCGACGUACCGGUGUUCAGAUCUUCGACAUGUUUGCUGUUUGAUUCUGUUUCCUACGUGACUUUAAGAGUAGCUGUUUUUAUUGAUGUUUACGUUAUAGCGAAUCUUGACACGAAAUCUUGGGCACUCAUUCGCGGUUGCCUGAGCAAACGUUUGACAAUCGCCUACGCAGCAUAUUAAACACAGAAAUGACCCUUUUCUUGUCGCGCUGGAUUAUAAGUGAUCCGUGCAUCAGUAUUAAAUACUCGUUCGCGCCUCGAUCAUGUCUUCGGAGACACAAGUUCCAUUAACUACUUUAAAGAUUUGAAGAUAUUGGCUGCAAGAUUAAAUUAAGUUUUUCUUGCGGCAACCGUUUCUGUAAAAACAACUAUUCUGCCACCGGAAAAAUUUUUUUUCGUAACUAUGUCUGUAGAGAACUGGCGUCAAAUUGGAUCAUGAAAAUUCUUAAUCUUAGAUUGUACAUAUUAUAAUAAUUCCCGUGGAAAUCAAUUGAAUGAGCGAAGAAUUUAAAUUUAACACCUGUAUCAGCGAUAAAAGACUUUAAUGCUAUUUUCACUAUAUGUUACCACCGUUACAUUUUUAAAUUUUAUUCAUUUUUUUUUUAAGGGAAAGCUUGUUAAACUGUUUUCGAGGCAGUUAGUUGCAAAGCAGAAGUGCAAUGAAGAUUGGAAUGACUGUGAAAAACUCCGUUAUUAUCCUAAACUAGAACAAUGGCUGCAGGUGGUAGGAAUCAACGAAGAAGCAAUUAAGGUAUAUUUGUUUUGUCUUGUCAUUCCCUCACAUGUAAAAUCAAAAGCCUCACUGUCAUUGUGUGCACAAUGUUUUUAUCACCCCACCCCUACUUGAACUUUUUUUUGCCAUCUGAUUCUGUGAAAGAUAAUAUUGAAAUUGUAAGGAAUUGCUUUAAAUUUUGUGUUUGUGGCCAAAAAUAUUUUUAAGAAUGUAACAUGGAAGUUGGUAUUAUCAUAACAUACAUUUGCAAAAGGAAAGGUAUCUUAUUUUAGAACAAGGCCAAGAGUUUUAAAUAUUUAUCUAUGUUGGCUGGAUUGUGUGUUUACAUUUUGUAAGCACCAGUGUCCUGUGCUAUUUUGUAGGUGUGUUGGGAAAAAAUAGCAUCUUGAGAAGAUGUACCUCUUUGCCCAAUGAUUAUAUGGGAGUGUUGAUCAAAGAAUCUGAUUUUAAGGACUUUUUCCAUGUUUACACAGCUUCAUAUUAACAUAAAAGAUGGGAGAAUUCAAGAUGUGUUUAGAUAAGGCAAUGUGAAAAUGGGAAAAGAGUCCUCUUUGGAUUUUAUCAAACUAUUUCUCAAAACUUUCGCCUUGUAUUAACUAAUUUCUUACAGUAACUAAAAUGAAAGAAAAUGGAAAUUUACAAAUUUAGCAUGAAAACAUCAUUUGAAAGAAAUAUACAUAUAUAUAUAUAUAAAUAUUAUGAGAGGAAAAAAGGACGUAACUACAUUUCCCGACAAGCCUGUUUCGUGAAUUGCUUCACUCUUCAGGGGUUUAAUGGACUUAUAAACAGGCUUGUCGGGAAAUGUAGUUACAUCCUUUUUUCCUCUCAUAAUAUUUAUUCUGCUCUGCUUCAACGUAUUGAGCACUGUUCCACGCGAAAAUCAACUUGCAGACUUCCUAUAUAUAUAUAUAUAUUUUUGUCACUUACUUAUAUUCACCUUAUUUGUAUUCACAUGUUACCUAUAGUUCUUUAUUUGCCUUUAACUCCUUUAACCCUUCUCAGUUUACAAUUUAGACCUUUGUUGUAUUACGUAACCUCAAUCUUAAAAUUUAUAUUUUGUAUAUAAGUUGCAAUCAUUGUAAAUAGUGUUUUAGUUUUUAAUUACUGAAAAAGGCCGAAUGGCUGAAACGUCAUGCAUUAAACUUGUCCAGAACAGUCAAGAGUUGGCCUCUUCCUUAGGUUCUUAUAGUAUACUUAAAUUGCAUUAAUAUUUUUACCUUUAUUGUAGUGUUUCUGUUACAUGUAGUAUGUGUGUAGUGAUUAGUUGAUUUAGAGGGCUAAAUUACUCUGUAUAGCUUGCUAAAUUCAAAAGUUUGUAUGAACUGAAAUCUUCUCCUUUGAUUUAAAUCCAGGGAUAUAUUGUAUGAUAAAUAUCUAUCACUCUGACAAAGGGCUAACACUUGAAAUGUCAGGUUUUUUGCUCUUUACGAUGGCCAAUUUAUGUUUUCAACUCAGUUGUUAACACUAAAUUACCAAAUAUCUUACUUGUUUCAUUUUCUCAGUCCGUACUGUAAGUUGUGGGAUUAGGGUUUUUCCUUGUAGAUGCACUAGCAGACUACACUAUGUGUUUGUGGUUAAUAGUUGUUGUCAUGAGGUGAACAAAAUCUAAGAGGGUAGUGAAUAAAGCUCUGAAAAUGGCUUAUCUAAAUUAUGUCUGUGUCAUGCAGGCUGUUUCAACAAUACAAUGCAGCAACUUUCUAUAGCAACCCACCACAGUUCAAAAACUAAACCAAGCACUGAUUGGUAAAUUUGAAACGGUCUGCAUACUUGGAAUUCCUUUGAUGGCUGAGUUUGGCAUCAAUCGUAUUUAGAAAGCUAUAUUCUUCAUUUCAGCAUCAAUUUUCUCGGAAAAUGUGGAGCAAUGAAGCUCAAAUUUGGAAAAGAGAUAGAACAACAUCUCAUCCAUCAACAAGCCAGUUAGGAGAGAUUUUCAGUAGUUUGGCAUUAAUUCCAAUUUGAAGUGGAGGAGGUCGCAGCUGGCAGCCAAAAGUGGCUAGCCUUGUCUCCUUUCCUUUCUUAACUGCCUCCAGCCAAAAGUAAUUUAUAGAAAGAAGCUUCAAACGGCCCAUGAAGGCAACAAAAAACCAUAAAUGAGUUGAUUAACAUUUUAUUUAACUUUAUUAAGAUAUUCAGACAGAGGUUUAAUUUAAAUAUGCAAUUUUCAGAGCUUUGCUCAACAAUUGUUAACCUCAAACACAUAGUGGGGUCUGCCUGUAGUAGACGUAUGGCUCAUGUGCUUUGUGCCAGGGCUAUAAAUCCGAGUGGAUAAAGCUUGGUCUAUAACUUACGACAUGAACCUCAAACUCAGGGAAUAAGAGGUUGUAUUUUCUUUCAAAUUGACAGAAUUUGGAGGAGAAGUGCAGCACAGUGGAAGGUCUUUUGUCUUUGUCUGAUGAGAAAGUAAAAGCAAUGCUGGAGAAUUAUGCUGAAGGACAAGAAGAAAGUAGAAGGUUAAUUGCAGCUCUAAAACAUCUUCAGGCAUAUACAGGUAACAGUCAUAUAUGUACUUCAAUCCAAGCAGUUGAAGAAAUGCUGAAUUUUGCUAAAUUCCAUUCAAGAAAACUGAAGUUCCAGUUUGACUUCUUGAGAUUUUUGCCACCCUCAUAGAGCAAAUCUCAGAACCUAGAAAUCAAAGUUAACCCUUUAACUCUCAGAAGUUAUUAACAUGAAACUUCUCCUCCAUACUUUAAUCAGCAAACAGGUAAUGUGAAUCUUCAAAGUUGUCAGGCAGAAGCUGCUACCUAGAUCUAGCAUUAGGUUCUCAUAACUAAUUUAAAAGGAGAUGUGUAGCAGCUAGAGGGGAGAAUUAACAAUCAGAUCUUGGGAGUGAAAGGGUUUAGAGGUCAUCAGAUUCCUUGGGAGGAUUGUGUCCAUAUGUUGAUAAUGACCAUUAAGAAACAUUAUUUCAGAACUUUUGUUCUGAUUAAUGAAAAGAAAUAAUUGAUCAUCAAACUCACCUCUUCCCCUUCCCUUGUUCAAGGGAUGUGUCUAAUUUGUUUGAGGAAAAGCUACAAUUAAUAACACUUUAUUACUUACUGCCAUUUGAGCCAAUUUGCACUGCCAGAAAAUCAAUUGUAAAUGGAACAAAAUAUCUGGAAUUUCGAAAUUUCUGGAUUCAAAGACAAGCUCUGAACAUUAUCCUCAAUUUUCUGAAUUGUCUUGAUUCCUAAUUUUCUUAUCUGUGGGUUUUCUUAUCCCUUAAUUCACAAGAUCUGAUUGUUGAUUCUCCUCUCCAGCUGCAACACGUUUCCAUGUAAAUUAGUUGAGAAUUUGGCAUAAGAUCAAGGUAACAACUGCGACCUGAUACAGUACCACUCAAAAGAAAGUUGAAAGUCUCUUGAAACUUGAUCUUUGAUACUUAAUUCUCAAAAACUUUGAGGAUCAAGAGUCGAGUGAGGUUUGAUCAUUUGAUCAAAUUCCAUUUUUCGUAUCAGGAAAGCUAGAAAGUGGCUUGUUGUGAGCUUGAGUCUUGUUGCAUACAUGCAAGCAGCUUCUGUGUUACAAAGCCACAUGUCGUGUUUUGUCAUAAGAUGUUGUUUUGCAAGCAGGAAUGGAAUCAUGUCCUCGGAACUGCAAUGGAGAUCCUCGAAAAGUUAUUUGAACACGUCAAUCCUUGAUUUUUCUCAAUAGUUUCUCACUAGUUUUGAGGAUCGAGGAUCAAGUUUUGAGUCAUGACUGAGUGGUACUGUAAGUCUGGGUAUCCUCAUUACCUGGUCUAAACAAUCUUCUGCGAGUCAAACAAGCACUUUUCACUCAACUAAUUUAUUCUUGUUUUCUCGUCACCAUAUUCCCACUGAUAGCAUUGCACCAUUUUCUGCAUGUAAACCCACACACAUUACCCACAAUUCCUCCAAUCACUCUAACAAAGGGCUAAUGCUCAAAACAUCAGCUUUUAAACUCUUAACAGUGGCCAAUUCAUGUUAUCAACUCAGUUGAUAAUACUAAAUUACCCUGUUAUAUUUGAACUCAGAGGUUGCUUGCACAUAAUUAUAUCAUGCAGCAGUCCUGUGCUAUAAGGGACCUAAAAUCAUGUAAAAUUUUGUUUUUGUCCCACUUUAGAGCGACAGAAACAGGGUCACAAAGACAGCACUUCAGAUAUAUAUUGGGAUUCCUGGGAUACAGGAAAGACAAGGGAAAAGAGCCUCUCUAUCAGCCCCUCUGAGCGUUCGUCACGUUCCUCUGUCACUUUGGACAGUGAUGUACCCCUGUCAUCACCAAGCUCAGAUGCUGACACUGAAGGUUCCCGACUGUCAACACUAUCUGCAAGUGAUACCGAUAGUACUAUGAGUCCUAAGCACAUCGGUAAUUCACAACCAGCUUAUUUCAAUAUGAUCAAGAGAAGUGUAUCUGAUGAUGCAAAUUUAGGUAAGGAUAAUUAAAAGAAGCAACCUUUUAACUCCCAUGAGUGACCAAGACAGAAUUUCUCCUUACAAUAUCAAUUCAGUAUCAAAACAGACAAGUGAUGAGAACAACUAAGAAUAUAAAUUAGAGAAAUGCAAGUUGAUCCAAUACCAAAUUCUCAAAUGUUACAUCAUAAGAAUUAAAUGGCGGUCAGUAAGGAGAAUUGCUGAUGAGAUCAUGGUUGGGAAAGGGUGAAUAUGGUACAUGUGUGUGUGAUGGUGAUGAAAUUUUGGGUCCUAAUGGCUGGUUUUCAAAAGUGCCUGAGUUGGGAAUCCAAGUUGGAGUCAUACGAUCCCUUCACCCUUUAACUCCCAAGAUCUCAUUAGUAAUUCUCCUUACUGUCUGCAAAACAGUUCUUGUGAUAUUAGUUUUGAGAAUUUGGUAUUGGAUCAACUAUUAAUCCUCUAACUGAUAUUUUUCUUUAUUCUCAUCACUUGCCUGCUUGAUAUUGUAUUGAUAUUGUAAGAAGAAAUUCCGUCUUGGUCACUAAUUAUUUAGUUAUAAACUUCUUGGCAGUCUGGUUUUCAUAAUUAACCCUUUUUGACCCCCAGAGUGACCAAUGUCUAAGUUCUCCUUACAACAUCACCCCUAAAUCAAACAUUACGGUCGCAAGAAUAAAGGAAAUGACCACCUUCCAGAUAAGCCCAUGAUUGUUAAACAAAUUCUCCUUGUCAGCACCUUAGGAAAGGUACAGAGAAAAGUAUGGAGAAUAUGCAUACUGAUGUUGAGGUGUAAAGGGUUAACCAUCUACAAAUUUUGAAGAUGAAUGGCUAGUUACAAUAAUCAGAGAAAGUUAAACUAGGGAAGAACUAGGCUUUUACCUUGAUAUUAAGCUGGCUUAUUAUUCAUAUCCUUCAAUAACCUUUGUUACUGUCAGUUCUUCGGAGAGCUUUAGCUAACUUGACCUGAAAUCCACCAAGCAUAAAAAAGCAAUCCCUGGUUUUAUUUCAGUUUAGGGGGAUUCCCAUUUGUUUAAAAUGCUUGUCAGGACCUUAAAAAAAAGUGGAGAGAGUGCACAAUGCAUAAUCACAUGUAUCACUGUCUAGAAUAAUUUUUACUUAGGAACUUGUCAUUUUUUGUCUUCAGAAGGGGGAGGGGGCAGAGUGAGGGGGGGGGGUCCAAGACGAUUUUGGUUGUAUGAGGAUAAAAUUUACUUGAUCCCUCCACAAGGCUCUGUAGUUUCCUAAUGAUUCCCUCAUUGGCAAUCAAUUUUUAAUAGCCUUUCACUUUGCUAGAGACAAGUUAUCCCCACCACUGUUUCUUCUAGUCUCUAAUACAUGAUAGACUCUUAGGACUGAAAUAAUACUUCCCUCUUAAUGGUAAUUUUAUUUAAUUUUAUUUCACAGGGAACAGAAUAUUUGUGAACAAUAAUGAGAAUCCAUAUUUGAAUUAUGGUAAAAAACGAGGAGGAAAGCUGGAACCUGUCACUCCUCUCACAAUUAAUAUUCCUAAAAGUAGAAGUGGAGACAUCUCACUACAUUCCCAGUCUGAUUCUGAGUCGGAUCAUAAUCUAAGUAAGUUCAUCAGCAUAGGUAAUUAUCGUGGUAUUUAAAUGUAGUUGUACUCACCAGUGGAGAGGUUUUGUUUGAAUGCUUGUUUGAUUAUCAAUAGCAAAGCCUCUACACUAUGUCAAAGUCUUAUUGAGCAUAAGACUUGGGCAAACAAAUUCAAUCUCGGGCUCUUACACUGAAACUAUAUUUCUUAGGCAUAUACAUUGAAAGUUCCUAAUUUUAACUGUUGAUUUUGAGAUAGCAAACUGCUGCUUUAGUUAAGUUCCUUUAAACUUACUGUUACUCUUCUUAAGAUAUUUUACUCCUUGUUUCCUUUGUAGUUGCUUUUAAAACUUUCCAACAGUGAAAAUUUGUGCUACAAAUGAAUGUACAUCUUAGUAACUUCAUUUUCUCUCACUUUCUGAGGAUAUGUACCCUUCCACCCUCCCCUUCCCUAAUAGAAAAACAAAUUGUAAGAGUCUUAGGAAAUGCAUAAAGAAUAGUAUGGAAAAUAUGCAUUCUUAUGUUAGGGUGUAAAGUCUUCAUGCACCAAACAUACAGUCUUGUACUACAUGUAACUGUGUAACCUGUUAACCAAUCUAUGGCCAUUAACAAGGUGCCUUCAUGUUGAUGUUGUACAGUGUUAGUUAAUCUUUGAUAUUCAUCAUCCACCAGGUUCCCAUGCAAUAAAUAAUUCUCCAUCAAGGAUUACUCACUAUGGGAUGGGACAUACAAUCAGUCACAGGUAAACAAAAUAUCUAUUAUCCUUUUGAACCCAAAGAGAGACUAGCAUCUAACUUUUCCUUACAAUAUCAGCCCUGAAUCAAAGAUUAGGGUCAAGAGAUUAAAAGAAAAUGAUUACCAUCUAAAACAACUCUUGAUUAUGAAACAAAUUCUCCUUGUCAGCACCUUAGGAAAUGUAUAGAAAAUAGUAUGAAGAAUAUGCAUACUGAUGUUAGAAUGUUGAGGAUUAACCAGAUACAUAUUUGUAUGCACUCAGGCAGCCAUGAUGGUAAAAUCCAGACAUAUUCUUCAUACAAUUCUGAAAGGUGCAGGAAGUAUUUCACUUCAAAAUUUUGUACCCAGUUGAAAGGCAUCUGGAAAGCAUUUGACAAGGAAAUGAAAAAUGCUAUGCCUCUUUUACAAGGUUUUUGCAUGCUUUUCAAUUAGUCCUUAAAAGCAGAAUAUGCAAAGAGUACAUUUAAGCAAGCACUGAGAGCUGUAAACCAACAAUACUCAACAGCUUAAAGUCAUGUCUCCUACUGAGUGCCUAAGGUAUGAGUCCUUCAAUUAACCUUUUGACUCUUAAAAGAGUGACUCCCUACAAUAUCAGCCCUGAAUCACGCAUUAAGGUUAAAAGAAUAAAAUUAAUGAUUGCCAACCAAGGAAGCUCUGGAUUGUUAAACAAAUUCUCCUUGUCAGCACCUUUGUAAAUGUAGAUAGAGCAAUAGGGAGAACAUGCAUACUGAUAUCAGGGUGUGAUACAACUGAUACAUGUAUUUUCACCAAUGUUCUCAGUGUGACAGAUUAUACCAUAUUUUCUUCCUUUCUAAUCAGGUUUUCACAAAAGGCAUUUAUGGUUAGUCUGGCUUGUGAUCACUGCCAUAAACUUCUUUUGGUUGGUGUAAAAUGCAAAUACUGCAAGUGAGUAUGAAAAAUGUUUUUUCUUUUUGUUUUCUUUUUCAGGUAAUUUAUUUAUUUGUUUAUUUAUCAUUUUCCAUUCAAGUAAUUGUGUGUAUAAUUAUUAUCCCAGUCAAAAGUAAAAUGUGAAAUAGUUCACUUUGUUAAGCUGUUACUUCUUUCUCACUUUGAAGGCUCAAAUUUCACAAGAAAUGUGCAAAAAAGGCCACUGCUUCCUGUGGGCUCCCUAAAGGGUGUAGUGACUUUUUCACUGCUCAAGUGCGACGAGGUGAGUUCUCCUUGUCAGGCCACGACCUAUAUGUUGUUUUCUAUUCAUGGCAAGAAAUAUUAAGAAAACAAGAUGUGCUGUAAGUAAGUUGGGUGCUGAAUGUCUUUUCGAAGCCGCUUGGUACAUUGUUGAAUAUGGAAUGUAAAAUUUCGUAGCGCGGUUAAGGUGAUUCCUCAAAAAAAGAAGUUGUCGAACAAUUUUUUAAAACUUUUCUUACAUGUUUCCUACCACUGACUGUUUCGAAAAAUACAAUAAGAAAAGACAGGUCUCCGUGCUAGUUUAAGAGAUAUGACAGGACAAACUUACCCCGUUAUGCCUUUACUGGCGUUAAUCAGCGCGUCAUUUAAUGGGUUCCUGGUACAUUUUGCGGUAGCUGGAAGCUCGUAUUUAGGGUAACAAUUACAAAAAACUUGAUAGGCAGCAAUUCUCGAGCGUAUGGAACAAUUUGUUAUACAAUUUGUGGAAAAAUUACGCAGUUUCAAACGACAUCGACUCAAAACGUUCCUUGAGUCGAUGUUUUUAAGGUUAUGAUUUGCAUCAUCGAAUGACGGGCUUCGUGAAUGCUUUUAACCAAUGAUAUCCUUUUUUCCCUUCGAUAAUUUUUUUUUCUUUCUCCAAUUUGAAGGGGAUAAUUUGUACACCAAAAUUAUGCAAUGAAAAACGUAGAUCAACUUGCUCGUUCACGAGCCAAAGACCAUCGUACCUCUUUGCUUGGUCCAUUUAUUGAAACACAACACCGUGUUCUCGGGAUGCGCGCGCGCUCAUUCCCCAGAUUACUUGAUUUUUAUGUGCAGUACAGGAUGCGCAGUGCAAUACUGAGAAACCACCUUAAGUAAAUUAUGAGACCGGAAUAUACAGUUUGUUUCAUUGCAGAGGAUCGGGACUGUUCAUGUAUUUAGACGGUGAAGUUUUUCACCAAAAACAAAACACAUUUCUUGGUCUGUUCUUAGCCCUUUCCUAAUUUAGAAUGGUAUUGGUCAAAUAGAAAUCUAACAAAAUUGAUAUUAUUUUUUUGGUGCAAACAGCUUUAAAUUACCGUUCUUUACCCAUGACGCGGUCUCAUGUGAAGAGAACAAACUCUGAACCAUCGAGCAUCGCCCUUCAAGUAGAUCUACCCGAGCAGAGAUUCAACCAGAAUCGUAGCCAUGGUGAUCUGCAUACAGUAGACCCGAAAUCUUGGACACCUGUUCCAAACGAAACACCAAAAGGAGUUGACUCCUGUUCCACGUCAUCAUCAACCUCAUCACCACCUUCUUCGCCUCUUCCGGCGGCAUCAGCUAAUGUUAGUCUGUCUGCACAAGAAGAACUUGACCAGUUUCCAGAGUCACACUUCUCUUUCACUGGUAAAUAAAACAAUUCUAUUCACUGGUAUCAAAAGCAUCCAGGAAUAUUGCAGCUCUGCUUUGAUGCGAUGACAACCCACUGCAGGUUGCUGCCCACUCAGUACUUUAUUGUCUAAACUCUUGAGUGGAGAGAGGCACUGUAAGCUUAAAGAAAGCAGUGCAAUUUCCUAGCCAGGGUGUUCGAGAUUGCACGUGUAUUAAACUGAAGACUGAGGAAAAGUCUUUUUGUAAACAGGAUACUUGGUUGAAAUUGUUUCUAAAUUUAUAUAAUUCUUGUGAAUUUGUGUUCCCUUACCCCAGAGAAGUGCCUUAAUGUAGAGAAUGAACAAAGCUUUUUCUCAAGCAUUGGGUUGCUAUCAAGACUAGUCUGAAAUUGUUUGCUGUGUAAUGGUUAAUGACACUGUAUGGUGUAUAUUGCAGCUGCAUUGUCUGAGACCUAAAAACUUUUUCGUUUUGAAAUCCAUAAAAUUGUCUUUAGUUUGAGUUUUCUCUUAAUAACUUACUCAUGUGAUAGUGUGCAACACCUUAUUUGCCCUUCGUUUAGUCAGAUUAUGGUAAACUUUUGCUACAACGUAGUGGCAACAUUGAUUUUUUUUCUUAAUUUUUAGAUGUUUCAAGAAUGACAGCUUCCUUGCACAGGUACUGCGCAUUUAGUGUUACAUUGUUGUGGGGUUCGUUUGUUUGAUUCAUUGUUUUUUUUUUAAUUCCCUCAAUAAUUGAAUUUUCCAAGUAAGAAAAAAUUGAUUUGCACUAUUUCAGUAACGAGAUGAUUGAGUCAACCAGCACCUUGGUUAGGACUGAAAGUGUUAAGUCACGGCAGAGCAACAACACCACAACUAGUAAUGACUCGGUAAGUUAUUUAUCACAAUACUCUAACAAGAAGGUAUUUAGAAGCCUGUCUUGAGUUACUUGUAAUGGGCCGUAUGACAGUUUAUAUGCCGUUUUACGUUUACAUGUACACUUCUACACUGUAUAUUCAACCUAAUUAUGAUAUCCAGAGUGUACGGUACCGCUUCAGUAGUUCUUCGGAUGAACAGUUCUUGAACUUCCUGGUCGUCAUCUGAUCACUGAAUUAACUAGGAGGGACUUCACUUUCAUCAACUUUGUUGAUAUGCAAUGAAAGUGUUUGCAAAUGAGGUUUUCGCUUUUUGUUUUGGUUUUGUUUUUUUUUUGGCAAAGAGAAUUUCCCGACGAAAGCGCCUCAAAACUUGUGUCAGAGAUUCAAACGCCGUGGUUGCAGUAGAAUUUAGGCGGCUAUUUUGUGGCCACAUGCUGAAAGGUUUCUUUUCUUAUUCUCUGACAGAGGUCUUCACGUAGGAAAAUUUUUUGUCCCCUGAAUGAAUGUCCUCCUUUUUUUUUAAUGCACGUUAACAUAUACAUUUUACGACGUAUAUUGUAUAUUUCGAGCUGCUUAAUAAAGGCAAUGCUUCAUAGAAGAAGGAAGACGGUAAAUUUUGAGCUCGGUUGUCAGACAAAGAAAGAUUGUGCUACAUAUUGUUUUUUUUUCUGUUUUUUUGUUAUAAACAAACCAAAACGAUGCUGUGUGUUACUUUUUAACAGACUUUGUCUGGAGAGGAUGUCCCGGGCAUUGACUCGUUGGACAGUCAGAUCUCUGAUGUGGACCCUGAGAGCAAGACUUGGAAUCGUAGCCGAGUGGUAAUGUUAAUUUGAAUUUCUCAUAAAAGUUUCGACAUGUGUGAAAAUUAUUCUGUGACUCUCAAAAACUGGUAUAUCUGAUACGAUGAAAUAAUCUUACAUCUGAAGUAUUAAUAAAACGUUCACUAUAAUGCAUUUGUAAGCCGUCAUAAGCGUUGUGAAGGAUUGUUUGGAAGUGCUUUGCCAUUCCUUCCCAAAAGUACGGCCUGUGCAACAUUAUUAACAGCAUUAAUGCAUGUACCUAAAUUGCAUUUGUUUCUCAUUUUCUUAAUCGCUUUCAUGUAACAAUCUAAAUUCACAUCUCAAUCGAUCAGUCUAAACAUAACUUAAUUGUCAGUCAUAUCUUUCUUGCGCUGUUUAGGUUUAAAAUUUGCGAUUGUGUUGUUGAGGGUGUUUUCAAAAAAUGCCGUUGUUGGUGACAGGGAACGAUAUUUCAACAGCUUGAAAGAAUCGUAACAGGUGCAACUGUUACGAUCGUCAUCAGGGUCAAAAUAGAUCAUAAUACUGUACGAUCAACUGUUUCUCCUGGGUUCAAAUUAACAAAUAUAUCCCAUGUUGCCGAGCGUCUGUUCAGUAAUAGAUCACAGAUGACGUUAAAAUGUGGUAAGAACAAACCAGUGGUACACAAGGCACGGCUGAGUGUGUCACUGAUGUUCUUACCACAUUUAGACGUCUUAAAUGACAAACUCUACAGACUCAGCAAUAUGAAACAUAUUGCUUUUAUAUGUUUAAAAGUAAAAAUUUUCUUAAUGGUGACGUCAACUAUGCGUUUUUCCUCCAAUACAUCAUCAGUAAGAACCAAUCAAACUACGUGUACAAUUUAGAAAAUGUACGACAUUUUUCAAAAAAAAUGUUUCUGGUUUAUACAAAAUACUAAGUUGAAUUUCAAGUGUAUAACAAAAUACUCAUGUGACAAAACAAACAAUAGAAACAAAACAAUGUAUGCAAUUACAAGGAAAGUUUUAAAUUAACACGAUGAAGUUGAUGAUUAAGUGUAGGUUACUCCCAUUGAAAGUGAAUAGUUUUUUUGAUUUUAAGUUAGAGAGUUGUGGAAGGGAGAUUUAAGAUGCAGAAACACUCAUCAAAACAUAGAGUGCGACAUUGUGGAGAAUUUUGUAAAUGUCUGAAAAUGUGAGAGGUCCUAUCACUGACCAAGCGCUCACGUUUUUAAAAAAUGUAAAUGUUCUUAAAUUCGAGACAUCUUUGCUGCUAUCUAGACCUUUUGGCGUGUAAAAUUCAUAUAACCAUAAUUACAAUAUAUAGUGUAUACACAUGAAAAGAUAACAUUCGUCUUCAUAAUGAGCCAUUAAUUGCAUGGUCACCCUCUUCUGAUUGAAUAACUCUAGCGAUACUGACAUUCAACAUCAGCUGACAUGAGUUAAUCUUUGCAUGUACGUGCAUCACUGAAGCUGUUAAAAGAAUGAAGCUAAAUGUAAGGUCUUGCAUGUUUCACUGACUGAUAAUUUAUAUGCGUUUUUAACGAAAGGUUAAUAAAAAGGACAUGCUCCUGGACUUACAUGUGAGUAAAUGAUUCUUGAGUAAUUGAAAUUCAUAAAAAUCUGACUUCUCCUUUUUUUUCAAACUCAGAAAGUAAAUAAAUCAAACAAAAAGUACUUUUAAUUAUUGUUAAUAUUGAUAUUAUUAUUGUUAUUUUUAUUAUCAUUAUUAUUUUAAGUUUAAAUUAUUUCUAGAGGGUAAGAUUAGAAACAGAUUGACUUAAAAUCCACUCUGAUGUGGUGGAAAGAGAGUGGUUGAAUUAAACAUCUGUAGGGACAGGUUGUUCAAAGCUAGGUUAAGAUAAUCCAAGAUUAGUGUAAAAUCUGAUUUCAGAUCUGAAAGCUUUAAAAGAAAAUUCAGUCGAAUUUUUUGUCUAGAAUAUGAUUAUUUGAUGCUCUAAAAAGAACACGGGAAACUAUCCCAAAAAGGCAUUUGAAUAAAGGAAUAAAGGAACCCAGAUUAAAAUUUAACUUUGGGUUUGCACUAAUCAACCUUCUAACAACUGGGCCCUGAGAUCCAAACUUUGCUGCAGUUAAAAUUAAGCUGGAAUUGUUUCUAUACUUAAGAAGUUUUGAAAAUUUUCAAAGUUUUCAGAUUAUGUCAGCUUAAACCCCAUCCCCCCCCUCCCCCAACUCUGUCAGCAGUUCUCCUUACAAUGUACUACUGAUUUCCUUGGAAAUAAGUCAAGAUGAAGAAAAACACCCGAAGCUGAAACAUUUAUAUAUUGUCAUCACCUCAAUAUGGGUAAUGUGGGAAUAUUGUAAGAAAAAGUUCCGUACACCUAUAGGAGGGAAAGGCUCCAACAGAUAUGGGCCCCUAGUAUCGUUUCCGACUUUGAAAACGGAGUGUUAUGUUGGUUUCGAAUCGGUUCCGAGUAGUUUCCGAGAGAUCACGAGGAAUUUAUUGUGCGAACUGGCCUAUCCACAAGGUCUGAGAUGACUCAAUGAAUGAUAAAAGCAUUCAACUUGGAUUGUUUUCAUUGCAGCAACGAGGUAGCCUAAUGUCAGAGUGGGUGAUACCGUUUGAAGAAUUGAAUAUCACCGGGAGUCCACUGGGCAGUGGUAGAUUUGGUAAAGUUUACAGGUUAGUCGGAGAUCCUUGGCUAAGAUUAUAAAAUAGGGAGUUGAAAAAAACAACGACGGCGACGGCAACGGGAACGUCACUAAACAAAAGGUUUAAUGAGGAGAACAAUGGCUCCGCACGUGAAUUAUAAAUCUUUGAACAUUUCUUUGCAUUCCCUGCAAAACAACGUGAAAUGACCAAACUUUGCGUAGUCUGGAGAACGUGAACGGCAACGACUAAUUUUGUAAAUUUCUAUUUUCUAAUUUAACGCUGUGUUCCAUACUCGGUUUCGAAAUAGUUUUGACAGUAGGUAACAAACUAAAUUACUUUAGAGUAUCGCGAGAUUCGUAAGUUAAAUAUAAGUUCAUUUCGUAACUGACGUUGUCCACCGCGUCGCAGUCGUCGUUUCUUAAACUCCCUAAAAACUGAGACCCUACAAGAGCCUUAGUUGGUCAAAAAUCUAUCGUUUAUUGCACCUGUAAACCCAAAUAAAAUUGAACUUUAUGUUAUCAAAGAAAUAGACCGCGCUUUCUAUUGGUUAUUUCUAAUAAACUACUUGAGAUCUCAAUUUGGAGAAGACUCGAAAAGUCAAACAUCUCACGUGGGUUAUGACGCCGGUAAACCGUUAGAAGGUGCGGUCUAUUACUUAAAUAAACUUGUCUUUGGUCGUCCGGUUAAUAGAAAUCAUGGAAAGGACUCUGUCAGUUGCAUCAACAAACACGUCGACAACCUGAGUGGUAGUCACCAUCGUGGAAAAGGAUUAGUUAAUUUGGCCUUGAAAUUACCAGCUGUAAGACUCAAAAAGUGUGAGUUAGUUUAGAUCCCUCAGUUAAGUUAGGUUGUUUUCUUCGAUUUGUUGGUUGUGUUAAUGUCGUUUGUACGACGCCAGUAGUUUGUUGACUUUUGUUAAGAGUAGACUGUUCAAAGUUAGAGAAGCAGCCUUCUAGCGAACGUCAGUUGUGUAAAGUAGUUCGUAGUUUCGGUCAAAUACUGAGAAUAAUCCCUGUCGGUAGUCCCACGCUAUUGCUGGACAUUUUCACAGUCUUGCAGUCAAUAAGAUCAAUUUUCACAAACCUGACUUAGUAGUGAAAAUAAGGCCUGAAAAAAUUCAGACUCGUGCGGGAUUUGAACCUAUGACUUCUGCGAUACCGGUGGAGCGCUCUACCAACUGUGCUAACAAGCCAACUGGGAGGUGGUCAUUAUGUUGGUUCUAAAUAAACCCUCCAAGUGGUGAAUAAACGACUGUGAAUAUAUGAAAAUCAUAUAUAUGGGAACUGCGGUUGAAGAAACGAAUGAAAGCGAUCCUCGUAGUUAUGAAUUCUAGUUGAGUAGUGGUGAAAAUAAGGCCUGAAAAAGUUGUUCACAGUCAUCGAUGACAGUCCUUUUCAAGACUUCUCUUACUCGAACGGUUAGACCGUAUGAUCAAUAUUUUCCAAAAUCCCACAACAGUAGUGUGAUUUUCACUACCUUUGUUUUACUUCAGGGGUCACUGGCACGGUGAAGUGGCUGUGAAGAUGAUCGAGAUUGAGAAUCCCACAGAGGAGCAGCUCAAUGCCUUUAAGUUUCAAGUUGGAACUUUUAGAAAGACUCGUCAUGAGAAUGUGGUGUUGUUCAUGGGCGCAUGCAUGGAUCCUCCGAAACUUGCUAUCAUAACCAGGUAGGCAGAGAGUGACAUUUUCAAUUGCAACUAGCUAUAAUUUCCCUUGUAAAAGUUUGCUACGGAAGGUUACUCAGUGCUAUCUGCAGUACUCUACCGACACAUUGUUCACCAGUGGACAGAGAGGCGGAAAGAGGAAGCUUUUAUCGUGACUUGAUCUCUUUGAUACAGUUCUUCUGUUUCUUUUGAUGGAUUUAAACUGUUUUGACUGCGUAAGAAUGAAUUAGGCUACACAACCGCCGAGUUACAGCGGAGCUAGAGGCUGUGUAUUACAGCGAUUGUUCCUCUCGAUUAUUUUUAUUUUUUUAGUUGGCUUUUUUGUUUUGUUUUGUUUUUCAUUCUGUUAUUAAACGUUGCGUCUCGUUAUCUGAUUGCAGCAUGUGUCGUGGGUUUUCCCUAUACACACAUAUACACGUUCGAAAGGACAGCUUUCCUCUGGAUAAAAUUUUACAGAUUUGUACUCAGAUUUCUCAGGUAAGGAAAUACGCAGAAAGAUUGAAUAAGACACUGAAUCCUUGUGUGACGUGCUGUCUGUUAAUCUUAAGUUAUGAUUGGAUGAGGUUGAUAAUAAUAUCAUAGGAAAACUGAAUUCAAUAAUUGUUUUAUUAGACAUCUUUUAAACAAUCUGCGAAAGAAGACAUGUCUGAGUUUGCAAUAGUUUGAUAACUCGUACAUGGACAAGGGGCUUAAAAACUAGGCAUACUUUGAAUUUGACACGAUAAAUGCAAUAUUCAUUGCAGAUAUAACUUUUAACGCGUCAACUUCACACGCUAUUGUAUAUUGUACGUCGACUGUAAACGUGGAAAAAAAUUUACAAAUCAGCAAGUAACACAAAGCGCACGAACUUGAAAUGAUUAUCCUCAGAAAUCAUGCAUCGCGGUCAUACAUGACAUGAUUGUCCGUGACCUUGAGUGUCCUUGACAUGAUUAUUGUAUAAUCUGCAGCGAGAUGACGUCCUAGGCGCUGAUUUCGAAAAUUCAUCGUACAUUUUCGGCCAAUCAGAAAAGAGAUAGUGAGUUGAAUGUGUAAUAAUACUACUAAUUAUUUACUAACAGGGUAUGGGUUAUCUUCACGCGCGAGGUAUUGUUCACACUGACCUUCGUUCCAAGAAUGUAUUUCUGGAGUCAUACAAUCGCGUGGUGAUCACAGAUUUCGGGUUGUUUAGCGUGGCUGGGUUGACAACCAAAUCUGUCAGGCCAGGUUUGUUGAUGAUUCCACAAGGAUGGCUUCCAUAUUUAGCUCCCGAAAUCCUUCGUUCGCUUACCACUCAACAAGAUGCGCCGGACUCAUCACAGUUCACCAUGGCAACAGACAUGUACGCCUUCGGGUAAGUUAUUAACUGUUAACAGUGCUUCACAAGCACACUUCGCUGGUGUGUUCCUCUUAUUUCUUUCUUACCUUUUUCCUCUUCUGCCGUUAAUGUAGUUUGUUGACUUUCCGACCAGUAUAUGUGCAAAAGCCAAGCUGGAAACGGGAAAUGUAUGCAUAAUACCUGCAAAGGGUCCGGUCCGGUCAUUAUUUUUUUGCCAGGGCGGGCGGGGAGGGGGGGGGUGCGGCGGCAGUAGGAGGGUUUUGUCUGCCUUCCCCCCCUCAUGAGGCUCUGUAAUAUUCGUACUUAGGCAAGCACUUUUCUGGUACUAUGUUGGCGACUAAAACGCCCUCUAUUCCCCCGAAAACUAUGUGAUCCCUCUAAACUCCUACCCCACCCUCCACUAGGCAGGAAAUAAUGACAAGGAGAAAGUGUAAGGCGCUCAGAGUUCGCCAAGCUGCUGUUUUAUUUUUCAAAUGUGAUCGCCAGGUAUAUGUUCUCACCAUUACAGAAAUGCAAGGCAGGAAACUUGAUGCUGUUCUAGCAUCUGGGUCAGGAAAUAUUUCUAUUCGGUUUCGAAACUGUUAAACGGAACUGAUGUUUGGUUUUUGUUGGUAGGACUGUGUGGUAUGAGAUGUGUUCUCGCUCCUGGCCAUUUGAGAAAAAUAUACCUGAAUCCAUAAUCUGGCAAGUGGGAAAAGGAGUAAAACAGUCGUUAGCAAAUAUAGAUAUUCCGAGGGAAGUUAAGGUAUGCAAAAUUACCACAUUUGCAUGGUGAAUGGCUAAUUCAUAAUGAAAAUAGGACUGAAUGGAAUCUCAUUUGGUCUCCUCUCCGUGUAAUCUUAUGAUUGAUUAACAAACUCGCACGACCGUGAAAGGAGAGUCCGAUUUGUUGAGAAACAAUACUGUAACUGAUCGAUCUACGCGAAAGCGUCAAAGCAACACGCGAUGUACAUAAUACAUAAAUCCCUUGAGCCAAGAUACUUUGAGCCUAAAAAAACUAACGUGAGAGGGAUUGCCUUAAGACUAGAGCCUUUUUGGGGUAUUCAGUCUCCAAGAUUGCUCCUCUCUCGUCUUCACUUCAUGCUCUCUGUUCGUCGUAAAUGCCAUAGUAUAGUGGAAGUGCAGUGAGUACUCUAACUAGCUUGAUGUCACUUCUCUCCAGUACCCCUGCAAACAAAUUAGACAGAUCAAACGGAAGAUGAUUUAAAAACCCUAGUUGUCAAGAAGCAUACAAGAGUUUGGGAAAGUUUAGAUGAGGGGCUACCAUAGAAACAAAUCCUUUUGGUGAGCAAAGUCGGACGUGGGUUUAUUUCGACGCACUCACCGUUCGACUUCGCUACCUCACGUUGAGAUCAUUUUCUUCUUUUUUUAGGAUACUUUAACAGUUUGUUGGGCAUUCGAGCCAGAUAGACGACCAACUUUCGGAAAUUUACUGAGAACUUUAGAAAGACUUCCAAAAAUAAGACAUACGCAACGGCUACACAGAAGUCCAUCUCAGCCGUGCACUGUGGGGAGAGGGGCUGAGAAUCUGAUAUGA